Anoplopoma fimbria (sablefish) is the source of this 861-nucleotide messenger RNA. RefSeq names its product myoblast determination protein 1 homolog. The transcript is spliced from 3 exons. NCBI's taxonomy places the organism in Eukaryota, Metazoa, Chordata, Actinopteri, Perciformes, Anoplopomatidae. The record is from RefSeq and is a predicted model, not a curated record. Gene Ontology annotation, molecular function: RNA polymerase II cis-regulatory region sequence-specific DNA binding; DNA-binding transcription factor activity, RNA polymerase II-specific; protein dimerization activity. The coding region runs from base 1 to 861 and encodes 286 amino acids. Gene Ontology annotation, biological process: positive regulation of myoblast differentiation; regulation of transcription by RNA polymerase II; muscle organ development.
AUGGAUCUGUCCGACCUUUCCUUCCCUCUCUCCUCGGCCGAUGACCUCUACGAUGACCCCUGCUUCAGCACGGGCGACAUGAACUUUUUUGACGACCUGGACACCCGGCUGCUGCACGCCGGCCUUCUCAAACCAGAGGACCAUCUUCAUCAUCAUCACCACCACCACCACGUCCCCAUCGCAGAGGAGGAGGACGAGGAAGAGGAAGAGGAGGAGGAGGAGGAGGAGGACGACGGGCAUGUGAGGGCCCCGGGAGGCCUCCACCAGACGGGGCGCUGCCUGCUUUGGGCGUGCAAGGCCUGCAAGAGGAAGACGUCCAGCGAGGACCGGAGGAAAGCGGCCACGAUGCGUGAGCGGCGGCGUCUCGGGAAGGUCAACGACGCCUUCGAGACCCUGAAGCGCUGCACGGCGGCCAAUCCCAACCAGCGGCUGCCCAAAGUGGAGAUCCUGCGGAACGCCAUCAGCUACAUCGAGUCCCUGCAGACGCUGCUGAGGGGAGGACGGGACGACAACUUCUACCCGCCGCUGGAGCACUACGGCGUGGACUCGGACACCUCCAGCCCCCGAUCCAACUGCUCCAACUGCUCCGACGGCACGAUGGAUUUCAUCUCCCCGUGUUCCUCCAGAAGUGAGAACAGCAACAGUUCGUACUGCAGACACACCGACGAUUCCAGCAGCAGUAAACCGUCGCUGGUUUCCAGUUUGGCCUGUUUGUCCAGCAUCGUGGAGCGGAUCAGCACCAAUCCAGCUGUGGCCCCCCCGGGGGACAGCGUGGUGCCCCGAGGCCCCGGAUCGCCUCAGAGCAGCCCUGCAGGAUCCAGUUCCUCUGCUGAACCAAACAGCAUCUACGAGCCGCUCUGA